AUGUUCGGGUUCUCGGUACUAGUUGGCCCAAUAAACCACCUCAAGCAUCUCAUCUCCCGAGAACGCCUGCCUUUCUCCGCAGUUUACUUUGGCAGCAUGGGCUUAACGCUCUACUUCUCUCUGGGGGUGAUUGCCCUGGUAGCCUACGUCCUCGCUUAUUUCCCUGGAGGUACCCAGACGCUGCGACUCGGAGGAUCGUUAGCUCUCCGUGGUGCCUCGAGCCUCCUCCCUCGGUAA
Coprinopsis cinerea okayama7#130 is the source of this 237-nucleotide messenger RNA. RefSeq lists its product as hypothetical. The record is from RefSeq and is a predicted model, not a curated record. Gene Ontology annotation, biological process: vesicle-mediated transport. Lineage: Eukaryota; Fungi; Basidiomycota; Agaricomycetes; Agaricales; Psathyrellaceae. The transcript has 3 exons. Bases 1 to 237 code for a protein of 78 amino acids. Gene Ontology annotation, cellular component: membrane.